Messenger RNA from Prunus mume (Japanese apricot), 2064 nucleotides. RefSeq names its product pentatricopeptide (PPR) repeat protein. Lineage: Eukaryota; Viridiplantae; Streptophyta; Magnoliopsida; Rosales; Rosaceae. Gene Ontology annotation, biological process: RNA modification. Gene Ontology annotation, molecular function: protein binding; zinc ion binding; RNA binding. The record is from RefSeq and is a predicted model, not a curated record.
CCAGAUGUAUGGGGACAAGUCUUGCAAUUCCGUAUUCAACACUAUACGCAUUCCCACGCCACGCUUUCUGUCCACAAACACCUCCAGAGUUGUAUCUAAGCUUGGAGACUCCGCCGCAGAACAGUUGAGCAGCCUCUGCUCCAAAGGACAAAUCAAAGAAGCCUUUGAGAGCUUUAAAUCUGAGAUAUGGUCAAAUCCAUCUCUCUUCUCACACCUCCUCCAAGCAUGCAUACCCAGAAAGUCACUUUCAUUAGGAAAGCAGCUCCAUUCUUUGAUUAUCACAUCUGGAUGUUCCGCGGACAAGUUCGUAUCCAAUCACAUCCUCAACUUUUACUCCAAAAUUGGAGACUUGGGAGCAGCGUUAACUCUGUUUGGUCAUCUGCCAAGGAGAAAUAUUAUGUCUUGCAACAUUUUGAUCAAUGGGUAUGUGCAAAAUGGUGAUUUGGAAAGUGCCCAGAAGGUGUUCAACGAAAUGCCUGAGAGAAAUGUGGCUACGUGGAAUGCCAUGGUCACGGGUUUGACCCAGUUUCAAUUUAAUGAGGAGGGGUUGGGUUUGUUUUCGGAAAUGCACGAGUUGGGGUUUUUGCCUGAUGAGUUCACUUUAGGUAGUGUUCUUAGGGGAUGUGCAGGUUUGAGAGCAUUACAUGCUGGGCGACAGGUUCACGCUUAUGUGAUGAAAUGCAGGUUUGAGUUCAAUUUGGUUGUUGGGAGCUCUUUGGCUCAUAUGUAUAUGAAGUCUGGUAGCUGACUGCCAAUUCAAAAUGUGGUUGCUUGGAAUACUCUUAUCGCGGGAAAAGCUCAAAAUGGGCACUCUGAGGCAGUGUUGGAUCAGUAUAAUAUAAUGAAAAUCGCAGGUUUUCGACCUGAUAAGGUCACAUUUGUGAGUGUUAUUAGUUCAUGUUCGGAAUUGGCAACACUCGGACAGGGUCAGCAGAUUCAUGCUGAAGCAAUUAAAGCUGGGGCUAGCACAGUUGAUGCAGUCAUUAGUUCCUUAAUUAGCAUGUAUUCAAGAUGUGGGUGUCUUGAAGAUUCUCUAAAAGCUUUCAAGGAAAGUGUAGGUGGAGAUGUUGUACUACGGAGUUCCAUGAUUUCUGCUUAUGGGUUUCAUGGACGAGUAGAGGAAGCCAUUCAGCUGUUUGAGGAGAUGGAGCAGGAAGAAUUAGAGGCAAAUGAUGUUACUUUCUUAAGUUUGCUUUAUGCCUGCAGUCAUUGUGGAUUGAAGGAGAAAGGGAUUGAGUUCUUCAACUCAAUGGUAGAAAAGUAUGGGUUGAAGCCUAGACUAGAACACUAUACAUGUGUGGUUGACCUGCUUGGCCGGUCUGGCCGUUUGGAGGAAGCUGAGUCAAUGAUAAGAUCAAUGCCUGUUAAAGCAGAUGCUAUCAUAUGGAAAACUUUGUUAUCUGCAUGUAAAAUCCACAGGAACGCAAAUAUAGCAAAAAGGAUUUCUGAAGAAGUUAUUAGGCAAGAUCCACAGGACUCGGCUUCUUACGUGCUACUUUCAAACAUUCAUGCUUCAGCUAGAAGGUGGCAGGAUGUUUCUGAGGUGAGAAAAGCCAUGAGAGAUAGAAAGGUCAAGAAGGAGCCAGGCAUAAGCUGGCUGGAAAUUAAAAAUCAAGUUCACCAGUUCUGUAUUGGUGAUAAAUCACAUCCACAAUCUAAGGAGCUUGAUAUGUAUCUUCAAGAACUAACAUCCGAGUUGAAGUUGCAUGGUUAUGUGCCUGAUACUGGCUCUGUUUUGCAUGACAUGGAUAACGAGGAGAAAGAAUACAACUUGGCUCACCAUAGUGAGAAGUUGGCAAUUGCUUUUGCGUUAAUGAACACACCUGAGGGUGUACCGGUAAGGGUGAUGAAGAAUUUGCGUGUUUGCAUUGAUUGUCAUGUUGCUAUUAAGUACAUAUCUCUAAUAAAAAACCGAGAAAUUAUUGUACGUGAUGCUAGUAGAUUUCAUCACUUUAAAAAUGGGAAGUGUUCUUGUGGAGAUUACUGGUAAGGGAGGUCAUACUGGUAGGUGUUCUUCAUCUGAUUUAGAAAUGUUUUGAGAUUACUUUCAUUUUUUAUGCCUGU